AUGACAUCGGGCCACAUGCGGCCGGACUUUUCGAGGCUCAUGUCGAAGCUCGAGGAGAUAUUCGCCGCCAACGUCCGAUAUUGGGAGGCGGCGAAGGAGAUUUCUGAUUCACUUGAACCGUACAUGAUCAACUCAGCCGACCUACUCAACAUCAUCAACGCCUUGACAGCAGUGGACAUCAGUGGGUUCCCGAUCUACGGUGGCAGAGCAGGGAACUACUGGGCAGAGCUCGCAGGCAAGAAUUUGAUGAGCUGCCCGGACAGACACCGUCUUCGACCUCCAAGAACGUGGUAUCUUUGUGACACGGCGUCUGGCCGCCACGGAAAGGAACAGGCGAACUCGCCUCUGGGCCGCAGGCGAUACGCCCAGUCCGCAGCCACAGCCGGAACAACAGCCGGCCGCGGUGUCGAAGGCAGACUAUAA
This is a messenger RNA of Colletotrichum orchidophilum, 423 nucleotides long. RefSeq lists its product as uncharacterized. The transcript has a single exon. NCBI's taxonomy places the organism in Eukaryota, Fungi, Ascomycota, Sordariomycetes, Glomerellales, Glomerellaceae. The coding region runs from base 1 to 423 and encodes 140 amino acids. The record is from RefSeq and is a predicted model, not a curated record.